Phycodurus eques (leafy seadragon) is the source of this 3658-nucleotide messenger RNA. Its product is annotated as deubiquitinase DESI2. The record is from RefSeq and is a predicted model, not a curated record. Gene Ontology annotation, molecular function: deubiquitinase activity. The transcript has 5 exons. Bases 490 to 1104 code for a protein of 204 amino acids. NCBI's taxonomy places the organism in Eukaryota, Metazoa, Chordata, Actinopteri, Syngnathiformes, Syngnathidae. Gene Ontology annotation, biological process: protein deubiquitination.
GCGAUGACAUCAUCGCCCGACCAGAAGGAGGAGGAGGAGGCAGAGUCACAGUGACAACCACACCGAGCGGACUAACAUCGGGCUGCACGACGGGGCAAAGUCUUCAUCGUCAUGUCGCAGCGGCGGAGCCUCACCCGCCCACGCGGAGGACGCUGCACGCGGGACAGUCACCGGAGGAACGCCGGCCGGAGAUGCUGCUAGUAGAAGCCGCGAGCAUCCACCGUGGACCCGGACGCAUCAUCAUCAUCAUCAAAAUGGACGCCCAUGAUAACAUGAGGAGGACGCUCAGGCCUUCAGCAUGAGCACUUUGGAGGCUUUUAUUGCACUCGGUUUUGAGCUUUGAUGCCUUCCUGCCCUCGUGCGGUGACAUUCUGACUUUGCGUGCGCGUGGAUGCAGCGUGGCCCAGUGUGUGUGCGUGUGUGUGGAGGUGGUGGUGGAGGAGGGUGUGGGCGUGCUGCUGAGACCCACCACACGCACAGUUUGAAGCCAUGGCCAGUGAACCUGUCAUCCUCAACGUGUAUGAUAUGUACUGGAUAAAUGAGUACACUUCCACUUUGGGAAUUGGAGUCUUCCACUCAGGCAUCGAGAUUUAUGGUCGAGAAUUUGCAUACGGAGGCCACCCGUACCCUUUCAGCGGCAUCUUCGAAAUCAACCCGGGCAAUGCCGCCGAGCUGGGAGAGACGUUUAAAUUCAAGGAGGCCAUCGUGUUGGGCACCACCGACUUCGCGCAGGAGGACAUGGACAAGAUCAUGGAAGAGCUCGGCAAGGAGUUCAAAGGCAACGCCUACCACCUCAUGCACAAGAACUGCAACCACUUCUCCUCCUCGCUCUCCGAGCUGCUGUGUGGCCGCGAGAUCCCGCGCUGGGUCAAUCGUCUGGCCUACUUCAGCUCGUGCAUCCCCUUCCUGCAGAGCUGCCUGCCCAAAGAGUGGCUGACACCGGCCGCCUUGCAGACCCACAUCAGCCUGGGCCUUCACAAGGAUGAGUGCCGACGCCAGUCCAGCGACGACGACCGCGACCGCCCGUCGCCGGCCUCAUCGUCCGGGGCCGCCGGAUCCUCCUCUUCCUCCUCCUCGCACAGCUGCCGCCACACGAGGGUGUGAGGGAGCGCCGCCGACUAACCUGUAGACCAGGAAAUGCAGAGGGCCAAGCCUUGUUGGAGCCACUUUUUGUACAGCUUAAGACUGCUGAAUGUGUCUUUUUUCCGUCAUAUGCUACACUUUCUUUGUAUCGUGGUUUGGUUGUUGACAACUCCUAACACUCCUGACACUUUGCUGGGAAGCAUCCGCUCCCUGCCCAGAAUUCUUUGAAAAAGUCAGCUCCUAAAGCCUUAGCGGCAUUAAAUGUGUUCGGUGACACAAAGGCACAGGGAGACCAACAUUUUGGUUUGAAGCGGCCAUUUUGGGUCACAUGGGGCCUUUGGCGUUAUUGAGAAAAUUCUGCCCUCAAAGCCAGUUUCAACAUAACAACAAAAGAUGUGGUAGAUAUGUCCAUCAUAUAUAGACUCACAAAAAAAAAGUCUGAUGAAGCCAUAGCUGAAAAGACAUAGGAGGUCUGCCAUUUUGGCUCGACAGCAGCACCCAAAACCAGUUAAUCCCUUGCAGCAUGAAAUUUGGGCCACAUGUUGUCUAUCAUAACUACACCCACAAAAAUGUCUCCAAAAGCCAUACGCAAAAAGACAAGAGGUCUGCCAUUUUGGUUUGAUUCAGCUAUUUUGGAGUGAACUCUCUCUUUUUUAAAAUUAUUAUUUCAGCCCCCAAAGUCAGUUUCCAUUAACAGCAUGAAAUUUGAGGUAGACAUGUCUAUCAUGAGUAAACCCACAUAAAGGUUUCAAGAACCCAUGCACGAAAAGACCAGGCCGUCUGCCAUUUUGGUUCGAAAUGGUAAUUCUGGCUUUUCUGUCUCAAGAAUCCAAAACAAAAACACACAGAAAGCCUUUUGGUUUGAAAUGGCCAUUUUUGAGUCCUUUUUAUCAUAUCCAGAGACCCUCAAAAGAUUAACUUCUUGUUGAUAUUUUGUUAAAUUGUUACCAAAUUUGAACCAUGCACACAAGCCAGAUGGACGGCACUAAAUUGCAAAAAUGUCUAUGGGUGGUGGCAAAUUUUGAUGGCAUACAAAAUGAACCCAUAUUUUUAUUUCUAUUAACAUUCACAGUUGGCUUAGCUUCGAUUUACAUUUUGACUUCAAAAGUCCGUGCUUCUUUAUAGGUGAUGUUAUAGUCCAUCGUAUGACACCUGCGCUUGUUUUCAUUUGGAUCAACUUUCAUUAGCAGUUAGCUUGGCAUAUACUUAGCUAUACCAUUUGACUUUAAAAGUCAGAGCUACUUUAUAAUUGAUGGUAUACUCCUUGUAGUUAUUGUCAUCUGACGGCACACAUACAUUUAAUUUCAGUUUGAUCAAGUAGUUAGCUUAGCACACACUUAGCUGGGCCUUUUACCAUGUCUUUUUAUGGUAAGCUAACUAGUUAAAGCUUGUUACUCUGUUUGCCAACGCUGUAAGACAACAUUGUUGUGGUUGUAAACAUGUUUACAGGUUGCAAAGCAUUUAAAGGCAUAAAAAGGGAAUUUCUUUUUUCAUUUUGGGAUAACAAUACACUAUUUUAUUUUGUAUCCCUCCUGCUAUGGUUGUGACGCGUUCGAGGACAGCUACAGCUACUCUCUCUCAGGAAGGAACUCACUCGUCGUUGUGACUGGUUUGGACAUUUCACUGAGUGUAUUUAUUGUGUUGCAGCUAACAAACACACAUAGUAUACGCACUACACACACACACAGGUUGUACAGUGGUUCAUACAGUACAAUACAGUAUAUAACUUUCUUACAGAGUACACUAGACAGGUAUUUUUUUCUAGCGUCAUCCGAGACCUUGUAUUUCUCUUUUCUCAACCCAAGACUUGACUUAUUAGUACUAGAAUAAAGAGACGAGUACUAAGUGAGUGUUUGUCUUCUAUUAAAUUUUAAAAUACAGGUUAUGUUGUUAUUGUUUAAAAAAAAAAAAAAAAAAAAGAGGCUUCAGGCCUUUUAAUGACACUCCCAGUUGAAGUUCACUGUCAAACUAAACGUAAAAGAAAACCACGCGCUGUGUAUAUAAAACAACCACAUAACUUCAGCUUUGGCGAACAUGUCCGUUUAGCUUAAUGCUAACGAACAAUGUAAAACGCUAUAGAUGUGUUAUUGAGUGUUGCGAUGUUUUAACCCUUUAAAGCUAUUGUGGCUAUUUGAACACAAACAGUUCAGGAACAAGUAGGCAGAAAAUAUAGCAAUACUUACAGGCAUUAUUUAUCCUCCUAUCCAACCACCCUACUGUAUAUUUAUAUGACAAACAUAAGUGCAGCUUACAGAGGACCGUCUCCAUGUAGUGUAUAUCUGUUUGUCUGUAUUUAUUGCCCACAGGUGGCCAAGGCAUGCAGACCAGGAGGAGCAGCAAAAUGUCCAUCGAAUUGAAGCAAAAGGCGGCACGGUGGACGACUGGUUAGAGCUUCAGCCUCACAGUUCUGAGGACCCGGGUUCAAUCCCCGGCCCCGCCUGUGUGGAGUUUGCAUGUUCUCCCCGUGCCUGCGUGGGUUUUCUCCGGGCACUCCGGUUUCCUCCCAAAAAAACAUGCAUUAAUUGGAGACUCUAAAUUGCCCGUAGGCAUGACUGUGAGUGCGAAUGGUUGUUGG